GAAACUCCGUCAACUGUUGGAGAGGUUUUUUGAAGAGAAAACUACAAUUCCCUCAGAGCUCCUCGAAAGUGCUGCUUGUCAAUAUGGCUGUUGUCAGACAGACAAAGCGGAGAGGCAAAUAAUUCGCCUCUGAUUAGAAAUCCUUGGGAAAAAAAGAGUCGAACGGGGCACUGACAUCAAACUGCGUUAUUACCGGGCCUCGGUUUAAGUCGAGGUGAUCUUUUGAUCGUUUCUUCAAGUUAGAUGGUGAAGUGGACAAUAUAAACAGAGUUCAGCAUCAGGAUGUCUGACUUCAGCGAGGAACCUCGCUUCACUAUCGAGCAGAUAGAUCUGCUGCAGCGGCUGCGCCGCUCCGGCAUGACCAAGCAGGAGAUCCUGCAUGCGCUGGAAACUCUGGACCGGCUGGACCGGGAGCACGGCGACAAGUUCGGUCGCCGCACCUCAUCCUCCUCCUCUUCCUCCUCCGCCUACAUGGUAGGCGGGACAAACAGCUGCACCAACAACUCUGCCUCCAACAACACUGCCUCCGCAACCACCACCUCUUCCGUGACGUGCAACGGCGCCAUCAACAAUGGCGAAGACGGCGUCGGCGACCACUCCGCAACCACUGCCUCCUCUACGACCUCCAAGAUAUCCACAGCCACGCAGACGCAGUUUGGCAGCAACGGCGGGGGGCUCUCGCCCUCUCUUAGUAACAACUAUGACACCUCCCCACCUCCAGCGCCGCCGCCACCCUCCACCAUCUUGCCCUCACCUGUCUCACUGGUGGCGUUGUCACAGAAUGGGCGUGACAGUCUAGCUGCCACACCCAACGGAAAGCUGUCUCCUCCUCGCUACCCUGUCAACAGCGCCGCAGCAGUAAGAACCUUUGGGUUCGAGCCUAUAGAAGAGGACCUUGAUGUUGACGAUAAAGUGGAGGAGCUGAUGAGGAGGGAUAGCAGCAUGGUAAAAGAGGAGAUUAAAGCCUUUCUGGGGAACCGCCGGAUCUCGCAGGCUGUGGUGGCACAAGUCACUGGCAUCAGCCAGAGCAGAAUCUCCCAUUGGCUGCUGCAGCAUGGCUCCGAUCUGAGUGAGCAGAAGAAGAGGGCCUUCUACCGUUGGUACGCGCUGGAGAAAACGACACCAGGUGCCACUCUGAACAUGCGGCCGGCGCCAUUGCCUCUGGAGGAGAUGGAGUGGAGGCAAACUCCUCCUCCACUGGCCACAGCCCCGGGAACUUUCCGACUUCGGCGGGGAAGCCGCUUCACUUGGAGGAAGGAGUGUCUGGCUGUGAUGGAGAGCUACUUCAACGACAACCAGUACCCAGAUGAAGCCAAAAGGGAGGAAAUUGCCAACGCCUGUAAUGCUGUUAUUCAGAAACCAGGGAAGAAGCUAUCUGAUUUGGAGAGGGUCACUUCCCUCAAAGUUUACAACUGGUUCGCGAACCGCCGCAAAGAAAUCAAGAGGCGAGCUAACAUUGAAGCCACAAUCCUGGAGAGUCAUGGGAUAGACGUGCAGAGUCCAGGAGGACACUCCAACAGUGACGACAUUGACGGGAACGAUUUCACAGACCAGGCAUGUGAUCUGCCAUAUUUUGACAAGAGACCUCUCAGCCGACAAUUUGGCCUUUACCGCUUGGAGCCCAGCUCCCCUACACAGGAUGACAACGCCGCUCACAGCGAGCACCAGGAUCCCAUCUCCUUGGCUGUGGAGAUGGCCGCAGUCAAUCACACCAUCUUGGCCCUGUCUAGAACCGGAGGGGUUCCCAGUGACAUCAAGACAGAAGUCCUGGAGGACGACUGAACGGCGAGAGGGGAGGAAGCAACAAGAAGCCAAAGGGAAGGAGGAAUUUUAAGGUGCAUUUUCCAGCGCAGGGACCUUACCUGGAAACUAGGAGCUUUUAGAGGACCCUUGUGUGUUUGGAUAUAUCUAAGUUCAGUUCAUUGCUAGAAGAAGACCCCUACUUAGAGGUAUUACAUACUUCAGGUUUAAAGACAAAAAAGUUCCUGGGCCUCGUAAAAGUACUUUCUAAAAAAUCCAGGAACAGAAUUUAGGAUAUGGUUCCCAUGGUCCAAACACGCAACGUUCCUCCAAGAGUUCCUAAUUCCAGGGUGUUCCUUGUUCCUUCCGAGACCUUAUUCCUUCCAAAACCGAACCGACAUGACUGAUCGUCUCAACUUCCUGAUGUAUUAACUAAUCGUACAACUAAAGAAAAAGGAUACUACCAUCCCUGAAAAAAAGAUAACGUAGAAGUCCUGGCCUUUUCUCACAACCAAGUUCCAGUUGUUUCCCGUCCUCUUCGUCCCUGAACACUCUCCUCUUCUUUUCCUCCCCCACACUCCUCCUUACCUCU
This is a messenger RNA of Syngnathus typhle (broad-nosed pipefish), 2332 nucleotides long. RefSeq names its product homeobox-containing protein 1-like. Gene Ontology annotation, molecular function: double-stranded telomeric DNA binding. Gene Ontology annotation, cellular component: nucleus. Gene Ontology annotation, biological process: positive regulation of DNA-templated transcription. The transcript is spliced from 10 exons. Lineage: Eukaryota; Metazoa; Chordata; Actinopteri; Syngnathiformes; Syngnathidae. The coding region runs from base 283 to 1782 and encodes 499 amino acids. The record is from RefSeq and is a predicted model, not a curated record.